Messenger RNA from Arabidopsis lyrata subsp. lyrata, 1492 nucleotides. Its product is annotated as protein MULTIPOLAR SPINDLE 1. Lineage: Eukaryota; Viridiplantae; Streptophyta; Magnoliopsida; Brassicales; Brassicaceae. The transcript has 11 exons. Gene Ontology annotation, biological process: meiotic spindle organization; meiotic DNA double-strand break formation. The record is from RefSeq and is a predicted model, not a curated record. The coding region runs from base 54 to 1190 and encodes 378 amino acids.
UAUUAUCCAGAAAACUAAAUAAAACACAUUUUUAAUUUCAAUUUUGAACAAAAAUGAGUUCUCGCGUAGCUGAAGCAAAUCACACGGAGAAGGAAGAGUCGCUGAGACUGGCGAUCGCUGUUUCUCUGCUACGAUCUAAGAUCCAGAAUCAUCAAUCUUCUUCUUCUACUUCCCGUUGUGAUGUUCCUUCUGAAUCUGAUGCUCUUCGCUGGAAGCAGAAGGCUAAAGAGAGGAAGAAAGAGAUUAUCAGACUCCAGGAAGAUCUCAAGGAAGCUGAAAGUGCUUUUCAUCGUGAUUUAUUCCCAGCGAAUGCUUCUUGCAAGUGUUAUUUCUUUGAUAACUUGGGAGUAUUCAGCGGUAGGAGGAUUGGAGAGGCCUCUGAAUCGAGAUUUAAUGAUGUUCUUCGUCGUAGAUUUCUCAGACUAGCGAGGAAAAGGAGCAGAAGGAAGUCAACUCGAUCAUCGCAAAGAUUUCAGUCCUCUGAACCGGAAUAUGAAGAGGAAGCAGAACAUCUUAGGAUAUCUAUAGAUUUUCUCCUGCAACUGUCCGAAGCAGACUCCAAUGCCUCUAAUUUCAGCAAUUGGUCACAUCAGGCUGUAGAUUUCAUAUUAGCUUCACUGAAGAAGCUGAUAUCGAUGGGAAGGAACUUAGAAUCUGUUGAAGAAUCUAUCAGCUUCAUGAUUACACAGUUGAUCACAAAAAUGUGCACUCCCUCUAAAGGAAAUGAGGUGAAACAACUAGAAACAAGUGUUGGGUUUUAUGUCCAACAUUUGAUCCGUAAACUUGGAAGUGAACCAUACAUUGGACAGCGUGCAAUAUUUGCUAUUUCUCAGAGAAUAUCCAUUUUAGCCGAAAAUUUACUGUUUAUGGAUCCAUUUGAUGAAUCAUUCUCAGUGAUGGAUGAGUGCAUGUUUCUACUGAUACAGCUAAUUGAGUUCCUGAUAUGUGACUAUUUGUUGCCCUGGGUAGAGAAUAUAGCAUUUGAAAAUGUUGUGUUUGAGGAGUGGAUAGCAUCAGUAGUCAAUGCAAGGAAAGCAGUAACGGCCUUGGAAGAAAGAAAUGGGUUGUAUCUUCUUUACAUGGACCGAGUCACAGGGGAAUUAGCUAAACGAGUUGGUCAGGUCACAUCUUUCCGGGAGGUGGAGCCAGCCAUUUUGGAAAAAAUCUUAGCCUACCAAGAAAUAGAAUGAUAUCUUUCCAGGUCAUGGCGAUGACGAAGCUGGUGCGACAAGGAAGCUUGGAGUCUUCAUAAGGAGAAGGGCAAGAAGAUUCAGAGGACAUCGCCCCACAUCUGCUUCUACAACACUUUUGUCAGGCUCCUUUCAUAUGACUGCUUGCCUUGCCACCUCUUUCCUGCUUUCUCUUCUUAUCUAGGUUUCAUCUACUGUCAAAAGUGGUUUUUCUUUUUUUACUUUCCUUACAAGUAAUGAUGUAGUACAUAGUAACACUUCUUUGUAAUGCGUUUAUAUAAGUUGAGUUCUACAUAAGCAUU